This is a messenger RNA of Protopolystoma xenopodis, 600 nucleotides long. Lineage: Eukaryota; Metazoa; Platyhelminthes; Monogenea; Polystomatidea; Polystomatidae. The record is from the annotation of a GenBank genome assembly.
CGGCCUAGCGACGAAAGGCCGCUUAUUGGCAGAACAACUGGGAGAACUGCGACGUUGACCCCGAACGACCAACAGUUCAGGGAGCCCGGACUGGCUGCUGGUCCCGGCAACUUGUUCUGUGUUGGGCAGAGUGACCUGGGCCUGACGACCGUGUCAACACGGGCAGAAGAGACAAGCAGUUGGCCGAGGAGGAGUGAGAAGGAGAAAGACAGCGAUGCAGGAAAAGAGAUAAUAGGCCAGACUGUGCGAGGAGGAAGCCUGCAAGAAGCGAAACAAUACAGAUUCAGAUCAGGUCGUUGUGAUAAACCGACUUGCCACGUACAGACAAGCGGACAAAGAGGCAUUUCCUCUCGGCCGUCGAAUGGAUUACGCCACAGUCGGCCAUCCUGUGCACAUUGCCACGCGACUAGUCCAAGAAUCGUCAGGUCGGAGGUCAACCACUUUCAAGGAUUCGCAUGUUUAGUCUCUCAGUCCGUCUAUUUCGACUGUCAAAAUUGUCAAGUCCGACAAGCCCACAUUAAAGCGCCCACGCUGAUCAGUUUCGCUGUGAGUAGUGCCCGAGACCAUCAGCAACUGUCGGCCGAGGAGAUGAAUGAGUAA